GUGGCAGGAGAGGACAACAGGAAGUAAAUGUCCUCUGUUCGUGCUGUCACAGGGACGCUAAAGUGGUUGUUCGUCUGUGGAACAAAACCCGCUAUGUACUGGAUUAUUUUCACCACAGUGUUGAAACUCAGCUUCUCUGUUGGAUGGAGGAACGCGUAACAAACUGACAUCGGCUUAGUUUUGAUGAAAAGUCAACAUUUUACGGCAGUCUGGUUUGAAUGCUAGGUAGCUAACGCCGGGGGCUAUCGUCUAAAAAUGCUAACGUUUAGCUUAGCUUAGCAAGCUAGUACAUUAAAUAUAUCUGAAGACUGCAGUCGUGAAUGAAGAGUGAGGACAUCGCUGGAAUGAGUCAAAAUACUACAAGGUGUCGAGCAGCUUAACCGGCUUUUACAGCAGUUCUGUGUUGCAAUGAGAAACACCAGACUUCAGCUCUGAGUGCUCAGAGGCAUGAACUCAGUUUCCCCCAGCGCAGUACAGUACGUAGGGGGAGUGAUGCAGGACGAGCUGGUGGAGAGCCGGAGGCAGCAGCCCCUGGAGCGGCAGGGCAGCUUUGGUCUCAGGCCGCCACACACUCCAGAGCACGGCAGAGAGGCAACCGGAGAGCCUGACGAGUUGGACAAACUGAAAGCCAAACUGAUGUCAGCAUGGAACAACGUCAAAUAUGGUUGGACUGUUAAGUCUAAAACAUCCUUCAACAAGAUAUCGCCAGUGACCGUCAUGGGACACUCUUAUCUGCUCAACAGUGAAGACGAGGUGGAGCGGUUUCGUCUGGCUUUUGUGUCCAGGAUUUGGCUGACCUACAGGAGGGAGUUCCCUCAGCUUGAUGGCUCCACCUGGACCACAGACUGUGGCUGGGGCUGUAUGCUGCGCAGUGGGCAGAUGCUGCUGGCACAGGGACUCCUGGUCCAUUUGAUGCCCAGAGAUUGGGCUUGGCCAGAUGCUCAGCAGUUAACCGAAGUGGACUUUGAGGUGUUCAGACCGCGUUCCCCAGCCCGGGCUGGUGGGGUCCCCAUUCCCUCCUUUGGCUCUCCACGAGGAUCCAACACCCCCGAAAAGUCCCUGGCGAGUGAUCACGCACCAAAAUGCAGCCAGAAGAAGAGACCUGAGUCCGUCAGGGACAGGCAGGCGGAGCCCGUCCACCGCAAGCUCGUCUCUUGGUUCGGGGAUCAGCCCCCGGCACCUUUUGGGCUUCACCAGCUGGUGGAAAUCGGCAAAAGUUCAGGGAAGAAGGCUGGUGACUGGUAUGGCCCCUCUAUAGUGGCACACAUACUACGGAAAGCAGUAGCCAAAACCUCUGUGCUGCACAACCUGGCUGUAUAUGUGGCUCAGGAUUGUACCGUGUACAAAGAGGACGUGGUCAAUCUAUGUGACCUGUCACUGAGCCAGAGUCCUCCUGAUCCGUCUAGCCAAGCCUGGAAGUCUGUCAUCAUAUUUGUGCCUGUACGGCUCGGAGGGGAGGCCCUCAACCCAUCCUACAUCGAAUGUGUCAAGAACAUCCUAAAGCUGGACUGUUGUAUUGGAAUCAUCGGAGGCAAACCGAAGCAUUCACUUUACUUUGUUGGCUUCCAAGACGAGCAGCUGCUGUAUCUGGACCCUCACUACAGCCAGCCUGUGGUGGAUUUCUCACAAGUCAACUUCUCACUGGAGUCGUUCCACUGUAGCUCUCCCAAGAAGAUGCCCUUCACCCGCAUGGAUCCUAGCUGUACCAUUGGCUUUUAUGCCAAGAACAAGAAGGACUUUGAGUCUCUAUGUUCUGCUGUUAGUGUGGCUCUGUCAUCGUCACAGGAGAAGUAUCCCAUCUUUACCUUCGUAGAGGGCCAGGGUCAGGAUUAUGGGCUUGAGGGUCACAGCAGCAAUAACAGUGGACCUGCAGCCCACAUUCUGCCCCCUGGCAAACUGGGCAGGAGUAACAACAGAAGAAACAGUGAUGAGUUUGUCUUCUUGUAAGGCACCGAGGAGGAUGCUCUCUUCGCUCUCACUGUAGGGGGCAGAAGAGGACUUCUCACUUCCAUUCAAAGGGAAGGACUUGAUUCUGUUGAUGGUGCAGCUGCAAGUUGGACAUAACGCUUUUUGCUUUAUCGCCUGCACUUGUCAACGGAAAUAAAAACUGUCUAGCUUCUGUCAACACAUGUUGUGUGUAUGGAUAUUAUAAGCUAACAAGCACUAAUGAGUGCUGUAUGGAGCAUUAUUUUACUGGGCAAAGGCAUGAUGGAUCAUGGUUGGAAAUGUUUCAAGCACUUGAAGUAUACUUGAUUUUCCUUAUCAGACACCUGAAAACCUCAAAGUCGAGCAUAUAUGAGUAAAAUCAAGCGCUUUAAAGUACUCACAAUAUUCACUACUGUGUUUUCGUCCUGGUCUGUACGGUCUACUACAUGAUAUUUAAUUAGCUCACAUUUAGUGAGGAUGGUGCCUGAUAUUGCUCUUGACUUGUAUGAUUUAUCACCUGCUGAACAUCUCCUCUUUAUUUUUCAUUCUUUAAAAUUAUUUAUAGGGUUUAAGAACGUGUGCUUGAUUGUGAGUGAGAGUGGAGUUAGUGCAGUUUAUUUGUUUGUCUUAAAUAAGUGUACUGAUGUAUUUAGUCAUGUUCAGUUUCACAGAGGUUUCAAAUUCUUCCAAGAGCAUCUGGAACAGAUGUGAAUUAAUUCUAGUGUUGCAGUCUGGCCUGAAUAUCACACAGAUGACGAGGGCCUUGAUCUCCCACAUGCUUUGGCACUUAAUAAUUGAUCUUUAAAAAUAUAAAACACUCCGAGAAAACUAUUCUCCUGAAGAGUAACUGAAGCUCCCAGGGUGGGUGUGAAGAGAAAUGAUCCCCUCAGUUGGAGAGGGAUGUUUAUCUUUACCUGCUUGUCCGUUGAAGCAGGAUUAUAAAGUUACCUGGAUACAUUUGCAAAGUAAAACCCAGAACAGCUCUUUUUACUUAAGUCCACGUUCUGGGUUUUACUUGUCAAAGCUUUUGUUACAAUGUCAUUUGUGUUGAGUUUGUCCCUUUUCUAAGUGAAGGCUACUACUGCGAGUUGCACUACUACUGUUAUUUGGUUUGUUGUCCAGAUUAAACUUCAAACACUGGAAUCACA
Molecule: messenger RNA, 3074 nt
Organism: Cottoperca gobio
Lineage: Eukaryota; Metazoa; Chordata; Actinopteri; Perciformes; Bovichtidae
Gene: atg4da
Product: autophagy related 4D, cysteine peptidase a
Exons: 11
Coding region: 448-1947 (499 amino acids)
Biological process (GO): piecemeal microautophagy of the nucleus; protein delipidation; C-terminal protein lipidation
Cellular component (GO): cytoplasm
Molecular function (GO): protein-phosphatidylethanolamide deconjugating activity; cysteine-type endopeptidase activity
Source: RefSeq, a predicted model, not a curated record